Messenger RNA from Rubroshorea leprosula, 578 nucleotides. The record is from the annotation of a GenBank genome assembly. NCBI's taxonomy places the organism in Eukaryota, Viridiplantae, Streptophyta, Magnoliopsida, Malvales, Dipterocarpaceae.
GUUUAUUUAGUAUUUGCUUUGUGGAAAGAAUAAAGAAGGAAAGAAUUCAAUAAUACUUUCAAGAUAAUUUCUUAUGUUGUUUGUUGUGGACUACCAUGUUCUCUUCUUGCAGAAUCAAAAAGAAGAGGAGAGCCUGGAAAGCGCCAGCUUUUGCCAUCAGUUUGGGUUCUUUUUCCGAUGGCUCCUUGAAUAGAUACAACCACCCAACUCAGGGACCAGUUUUCUGAGGUUCACCACCCACCAGUAAAGGUUGCCAGCCCAAGUGAGAGAGAUGAAGAAGGGAAAGAAGUGAGAAAUUAAGAGGCGAAAGAAAGAUGAUGGAAGAGAUGAGGGGUGGGGCUGUUGUGUUGUUGGGUUGGUGGCGAUGGAAGAUCAAAGCACUUCUUAGUUCUUACAGCCACUAGAGAUUGCUUGACGUCCGUCAUCCACUGUGGAGACGAAACAGGAUGUCAAUUUUGAUAUCCUACUCACGUCCACUAAUGUAACUUGUAUUGUCAGUAAAAUAGAGAAGGAAAUUGUACUAAGACAUUCUUUUGCCUCCUUGGUGUUGUUGUUAUGAUUAAAUGUUAAUUUUAGAU